Lingula anatina is the source of this 1910-nucleotide messenger RNA. RefSeq names its product integrator complex subunit 10. Gene Ontology annotation, biological process: snRNA processing. Gene Ontology annotation, cellular component: integrator complex. The record is from RefSeq and is a predicted model, not a curated record. Lineage: Eukaryota; Metazoa; Brachiopoda; Lingulata; Lingulida; Lingulidae.
GAUCUACGCAGGUUAUUUACAGUAAUGGCAGCCUCCAUGGAAGAGGACGUGACUUCCUUACGACCAGAAAGUUGGUUAAUUCAUCGUGCAAAAAGCUGCUUGAAAACAGAUGGGUGCGCUGCAAAAGCAUGGCUCAUCACAGCCCGUACUUUGUUCCCACAAAAUUUUGAUAUAAAGUUUGAAGCCUAUGAAGUAGAAAAGAAUGCCAGGAAUAUCAAACUUGCUGCAAAAGACUUACAGGAAAUGUUGAGUAGUUUCAAAGAAGAGCCUCGCCUGAACCAGGAACUCCAGGCUGUCUCUGAUGCUUUACAGGCAGAGGGCGCUGAUCCCAAGACAGCACUGUAUAAAGAUAUAUUCAGUGCGCUGCCUGCUGAGACCCAGCGCCAGAUGCUACUGUCUGUGAUCAGUCAGAAACAAGAUGUCCUCCACCAGUGUAAAGCCACAUUAUUGAUAUUGAGAAGAUUUCCAGAUCUUGUUCCGGACACAGGGGUGAACUUGGCUGAGAGUCUUCUAUCAGCAGAGAAACAUGCUCACUUCCACACUGCACUCAACUGCUAUAGGAAAUACUUGGUUCAUGACCUGCUUCCCAUCAUGCUGAACUGCAAGGAGGCCAGCCUGGCACACAAACAGCUCUACAAGUGGCUGCAGAAAAGCAUCGAGUUUUACAUCUCCUAUAUAACGCAGCCCCCUCCUCUGGAUGCUGGGUUAUCUUCUCCAGAUAUGAUGUCUCCAACAAAGAAACUAACAAUGUCCUUCUCUGGCAAGCGUCUCCAAGCCAUCCAAGGACUUGCUGAGAAGGACAGUCACAUUCCACGUCCCUGGCAGACUUUGUUUGACAUCGUCACGGCAACAGGGCAACAGCUGGGGUGGGAGAUUGGGGAUUUCUUUAUGAAGACCAGUCGAGAAGCCCAGUGGCAAGAAAUUCUCCUCCUUCAUAACAAGUGUCAGCAGUCAGAUCACAGUGGCCUGCACAGACAGCUGUUGUACUGUACUCUAAUAUUACUACUACAGUGUAUACAUGACUACCAGACUAGGAUGGAUUCUGGGCUGUUUACAGGUAGCAGUAAUCACCUGGAGUCCAUUGCAUUAAUGGAAGGAUUUAAGGCUGAUGGAGAUGAAGGAAGGGUGCAUGGGCCCAAGCAUAAAAAGCUGAAAGUUGAAAGCACCAUACCCCAGAUCCACAGUAAUUCCAAUAUUCCUGACUCCAAUGUGUUGAUGCAGAAUAUGUUGACAGCAUUCAAGUGUUGGGAGCUGCUGCAUGUGGACAGCCUAGAGAAGGACUUUAAGAAGCUGCACAGUCAUUUAAAAGCAGAGACGUGGGCGUGGUUGAAGAUGUUUGAGGUGGAUAUGUUGAUGUACCAAGGCAGUUACAGAGAAGCCGUCAACUUGUUGUUGGUUCAGAAACAGGACUCUAAGCUCCGCACAAAUCUUCAGUUAGCGAGCUGUUACUUUUGCCAGGGAAAUUUAGCAAAGUGUUGUGAUGUAGUUUUGGGUAUUCUUGGUGAUAUGGCUUUCUCAGAUGUUAGCACCCCUUCACAGCUCCAAGAAAUAGUACACUCUGGUAGGGGGCGCCACAUGAAUUUGCUUCGUUGUACAUCAUCAGAAAUUAUGCCAUAUUGUCUUCACAUGUUAUUGGCAUGUUGCAAGGAAAAGGCCUUUUCACCAUCAUCCAAUGAUGACAUGGCCUUGGGUCACAUGCUUGUUCUCCUACAAUAUGAUUGGCCAAAACAUGAGGCUCUCCUCUUGCAAGCUGUAGAAAAGAUCAAGGCUCAAGGGUGCUUUACAUACAAUUUAUUCUUCAACUACAUAAUAAAUAUAGACAUCCUGGAGGAGUUUGCCUAUAUUAAGUCACACGAUGGAGGAAAACUGAAUCUGGAUAUCUUGCCUACAAGUACCAAGCUGAUUGCACA